GAAGGGUACACGGCCCUGCAUUACGCCAUCAUCAACGGCCUUGACGGUUCAGUGUCUCUUCUCCUCUCCAACGGGGCAGAUGUAAACGCGGUCGGUCGAAACGGUUACCGGGCGGUGCACAUUGCCGCCGCGAGGGGACGCGUGUCCGCUCUUCGGCUACUGGUGAAUCAUGACGCUGAUUGCAUUUCGCGAAAUUGGUUUGGCUACACUCCCCUUCAUCUGUCCGCUGCCAGGGGCUACGAAGACACAACUCGAUUCCUGCUCGAUGUCACUGGCGAUGUUAACUGCCCGGAUUACGCGGGAGCAACGCCUCUGCUUCUCGCCUGCCAAAAUAACAAGGAGGCUGUGGCAAAACUGUUUUUGGAACGUGGGGCGCAGAUGGAAUUGGCAAACAAGGUACGACCCCCACCACAGAGAGUAGUUUGA
Molecule: messenger RNA, 426 nt
Organism: Dibothriocephalus latus
Lineage: Eukaryota; Metazoa; Platyhelminthes; Cestoda; Diphyllobothriidea; Diphyllobothriidae
Source: the annotation of a GenBank genome assembly